Molecule: messenger RNA, 3267 nt
Organism: Photinus pyralis (common eastern firefly)
Lineage: Eukaryota; Metazoa; Arthropoda; Insecta; Coleoptera; Lampyridae
Exons: 6
Coding region: 80-3202 (1040 amino acids)
Source: RefSeq, a predicted model, not a curated record
GUUACUUAUAAAGUCAAAUUUUACUGUCAAAUGUAACAAAUUAAUCUAUAUUUGGAGCUAAAUUGUACGUAAAGGAGAAAUGGAGCAGUUGUAUUUGUUGGAAGUGUUAAUAGAACGGAUCUUCUUUACUCCAACCACUAUUGACGUUUCGAAACCAAGCGACAUAAAAAUAGGCGUCCUUUUCGCACAUUUAGUUAACGUGGAUAUCGAAUCGGAAGAUAUUGGAGGGUUGGAUAUAGUUAUUGAUCCUGAAAAUCGAAUUUGGAGUUUGGAUCUGGGCAAAUCGAUUUUGUUUCCCUGCAAAUCUAACGAUUUACUUCUAACGUUAGUUCAGUCGCCAUUAGAGCUUAGUCUGAAACAGAAUACUGCACCUUACACAGUUGGAAGAGUGAAAGUGACUUGGCCCCGCAAUUUUCUUGAAAUGGUCGAGAAAUCUGGAUUAAAUCCAAAUGAUGUGGAGCCUGCGUCUGUCUGCGCCAUGUAUGAGUUAAUUGACGAAAACGAAACGCACGUUGCUAGCUUAGAAGUACUUAUAAGAUUAUCUUCGUAUGGACAUAGUCUUCAAACCCAAUUUCAAAUAGUACCCAACAAAAGCAACGGGGAAGGACUGCCAGCUAAUAAAUAUUUUUUUAGAAACAUCAAUACUGCUACAACAUUUAAAGCAGAAACGUAUGGCGAAGAAAGCAAGCAGGAAAUACCACUAGUUGCCCCAAUUUGCGGCCCAGCCGAUAAAACGUUUUUUAAGCAAGAUAGAAUAAGACCGGAAGAUAUGUCAACGGAACAACUGAACAAAAUUCUAUGCAAGAACAAACACUGCCCGGGGGCUCAAAAAUUCGCCGAGUACGGAAUUGGUCCGGCAGCAACCGGUUCUGGACUCGGAACACUGCAUGGCGAUUGCGACGUUCCCAUUUCAUACGGACUGAGUCAUACCUACGGCAAUUUGGAAAAUUAUGGACCUUAUGGUGUUUACACUCGUCCACAUUCUUUGGACCAACCUUACAUACCUAAAACUGAAAAAGAGGAGGAAGUUAAGACAUGUAAGUGUGGCAAUCCUCUAAGACUACGAGGUGGAGGAGGGCAGGAUGAUGGUUCUGAUAUGCCACCAAAACCAAUGGCGAUGUGUAAGGACCUAAUGCAAUCAUUUGAUAAAGUUUUGAGUGCAUAUAAAAAGGCGUUAGGGCCUUGUGGCCAGAGCAUUUGUCCGUUUGCGUUUAAUGUCAUCGACGAGUCGUGUAAAAAGCUCUGCUUUCCGCCACCAACCGAUUCGGAUAGCGUAAACGGAACCACUCCACGGGUUUCAACAGAACCCAACGUAUUGUCGGCUUGUGGCACCCCCAGCUGUCCUUACUCGAGGCCUCAGUCUGUCGAAGCAGAUAAAACCUUUCAGGCACAGCAACUCAAAAGUGCAUGCGGAAAACCUACCUGCCCAUUUACAAAACAACGGUUAGGAAUGACGACUGAUGACGACGUAAUGGACUUGCAAUAUAUGACCGCUCGUUGCAAACCUCCACCAUGCCAUAGUGCGCCUGUAACCCCAUCGCGUCCUUUAGAUCCAAUACAUUGGGAUUGCCCAGAACCCUUACCAAAAGGGCCUUGUAGGAACCCGCAAUGCCCUUUCAAACCCAAAGAGCUACGGUACACCGCCAAAGGACCUUGUGGUAGUGAGCAAUGUCCUUUUGCAAUCCCGCCAUUUUGCGGCGAUACAAAUUGCCCAUUCAGUCCGCCACAACCUUGCCCCAACGCCCAACCACCUCCACCACCAACCUGUGGUGAUCCAACGUGUCCUUUUGUCUCUCCACCACCUGCUCCCGCUUGUGAUCCUGCCCAAUGUCCGCCUUCGCCGUGCUUCACGACAUGCAUAAUGCCUUGCUGCACAAAUGCAACAUGUCCAGCUAAUCCACCGACUUGUGGCGAUGCUUUCUGCCCGCUUAAUCUUCCCGCGCGACCUUGUCCCGGCUCUUCGGCCGGCGGUCGGGCGCCAAGCGCGGGACGCCCUUUUACUCCCAGAAAACCAUCACCUUGUUUUAUUCCGGAGAACCAGGCGGAUUUGUGCGACAAUCCACAAUGUCCAUUUCAAUCAAGCGCACCUGACAACAAUUCAGUUUGUGCCAAUCCCGAUUGCUCUUACAACAAGAACAGUCCAUCGUUUGAUUCCAUAUGCCCAAAUCCCGACUGUCCAUAUCGCGAUGGUAACGCGGCGAAAAUGCAAGCUAAAGAUAGUGUAUGUAGCAACCCCGAGUGUCCGUUCGGAGUUCACUCAGAGUGUGUAAAUGGUGACAUACCAACUGCAUUUCCUUGUGAAAUUGAGCUGGGUGGCGCAACGAUUCCCGUUGAGCUGGAUAAUCACCGAAGGUCUUCACGUAAAGCUAGUUUGGGCGCAGGGGAUGACGGCACGGCCAUUCCACAACGGUUUUCUAAUAAUACGCCCAUCCCAAGUUCAGAUGUAGCUAAACCUACAAGAAGAAUGAGAGGAAAAAGACGAAAAGCAAAUUAUGUGUAUAAAUUGGGAGACUUAUAUCCCGGAGUCAAUGUUGGUCAUCGCGAGUGUAUCAUCCCCGGACGAAACGUACCUGCGAAAAUGGGUUGGGCGUGGAAUAUCGACGUUCCGUGUGUGGGAUUAAAGCCUAGGAGAGGUUGGCGGCCAGGCGCCGUUGCUCGUACUAUCGCUGCUAGAAUUAUAGCUCAUCGGAAAGAAAGAGGACUGACACCGUUACCAUUAGGAAGUGGCAUGGGUAGAGAAGGAAGAAGAAGACCCAAAUCACAAUACGAUUCAGACACCGACGCCUCCGUCGCCCCGAAACCAACUUUACAAAUAAAAAAAAGAGACGGAACGUACAUGAUCACCAUGAAUCCCCUUAAAGAUCCAAAAACGAUUGAGGAUAAUGAAAAUCCGUACAUGGAAUGUUCGCCCUUGCAAUUUAAAAUUACAAAAAACAAAGAGAAAGACGACUCGCGUUCGUGUUAUUGCGAGGAUGUAGAAUCAACAUCGUCAUCUGAUAGCGAGCUAGAUAUAGAAUUUACACCGCCGGCAGGAAUCAUAAGACCCGAACGGCUUAAGAGGAAGAAAAACGUGGUCCACACUGAUACGCAGUACAAUACAGAAGAUUUUGAUCCGAAACCCAAAGGCGGUGCCGCAAAAGGUGGUGCUGGCGGCAAGAAAGGUGCCAAGGGUAACAAGGGUAAAAAGGGUAAAAAGAAGUGAAUAUUUAGAAGUUAAUACUAAUUAUAAAGUGACAUCAAUCGGCUUUUUAAGUAAAGUAUAUAUAU